CCUUGCUGGCAGCCGCCUCAUCAGGAUGAACGGGAUGGCCAACAUCAACCCUGCCGGCCGCAGCCACUACGCCUCCGCCAUCCCGGUGCCCCGUGCCAUGGCUCAUGGCAAGCUGCAUGCUGUGGCCCCCCCAAGCACGCUGGAGACCCCUGUCCCCCAUGGGGCUCUGUCCCCCCGGUCAGGGAAGGCUCUAGCUCCCAGCCCCAAGACCCUCAAGCCCAAAGACGCUGCCAGAGCCACUGGCCAUGAGCUGGCCAAGGGCAGGGAGGGCAGCCCCAGCAUCUCCCUCCGUGGGGGGCAGAAAGCCCCAGCGAGACCCUUGGUGUCCCCCGGGAAGUGGCCAGAGGCAGUGGGCAGUGGGAGGAGAGGGGCAGGCAGGGUGGGGGAGCCCACUGAGCUGCCCAAAGCCCCCACUGUGCAGAGCAGGGGUGGGGGGCGACCAGGUGGGUCCCCUGGGAAGGGCAGUGGGGUGGCCAUGGAGGGGAUGGAGGAUGAGCCCCAUGGCAGCUCGCAGGGCAGGGGGCCUGUGUUUGGGUCAGGGGCCAUCACCUUCUCCUCAGGUCCCCCCCACAGCCAUCCCAUCACCGCCACCGUGGCACCCUUCCAGUACCGGCUGCAGGAGGACUGGGAGGAGAAGAGGGCCACAGCCCUGGGUGACGAGUGCCCUGGUCCUGCGGAGGAACCUGACCCCGACCCCAAAGCCGGAGGCCUGACAGCGUGGCCUGACCUGGGCAUCAGCAUCCCCCGCAGCGGCUCUGGCACGGGGAACCGUCCCCUCCAGUGACACCGCCGGGACAUCACCCGUUUGGCUCCGUCCCAGCCAGCUCCAGGAAUGACCCAUUUCCAAGAAGUCGGCAGAGAUCUGGUGCGGAGGCGGAUGCUACGGCACCACUGGCUCCCCGCACCCACCGCGGGUACCCCCCCUUUCCCGGGGGCUGAAUGAGCCCAAAUUCAAGCUCCCUGCUGCAAUAUUGGGGACACCCCAGUCCCUUCUGGCAUUUGCUCUGGGGGGGUGGCUGCUGGAGGAGAUGCUGGGGUGGCGGUUGCCAGGGCAGCGGCAGCGGAGGAUGGUGGGAUGCUCCAGGGAUAUUCAGGGAAGGGGAAAAAAAAAAAAAAAGAGCUGGGAGCUUCAUCGAGUGAUUUGAAGGGACAGAAGUCGGUCAGAGCCGUGGUGGCUCACAGCACAGCCCAGCUUUGCAGUGGGGCUCCAGCACUGCCACCCUGCAGCCAGAGGGGUAACGGGGUUCAGCGCUGAGCCCCAUUUUGGGAAGCACUGAAACCAGUGGUGAGCGGGAAGAUUUUCUGGGAGGUUUUGGGAUGAGGCUGAGCUGGUUCGGUACCGGGGAAAGGGCCAGAUCCUUUUUCUUGCUCCACGCCUCCACCCCGACCCGUGGCACCGUGUGGGGCUCUGUUGGGCCCUGCCAAAGGGGACAGGGGACUUUGGGAGGCCCCAGGAGUCGCCUUGACAGCCCCAAAAUGACAUGACUCCUCCAGAUUUACCCCCCAGCGUGCCCUGCAUCCAGGCAAUAGCCUCGUAGCUCAAUAAGGGCUGUAAAAGUCCCCGAACUCAGAGCGGCUCUGGGAUGCAGCAGGGUGGCUUGGGCACCUUUUAUUUUUUUGGCCACCCUUUGCUCUCCCAUCCAGGUCGGGUUAUUUUGGGGCUUCUCAGCAUCACCGUGGGCUGCACCCUGAAUGGCCCGGGGAGGCCAUGCUGCGGUACGGGGGGCCGGGAUGGGGGGCUUGUGCCGCCCCCGGCCCUCCUGGCUCCUUAUCGCGGCAGCAUAGUGAUGGGCUCUAAUGCAAUAUUUUCCGGCGGUUGCCAUGGCAGCCUGCGUGAGGUCACCAAAUAGACUUAAUUCACCCCUCCCGAGGGACGGGUAAUUAAUGAAAAAUGAUGAUAACCAGAUCCCACUCCCCCUCUUCCCUCCCCCCUCCCCUUAAUUCCCCCAGAUCACUGGAGAGGCCCCGCUGGGUUUGAGGGCCACAAUGUCCCUCGGGGGGCUCCUGGGGCCACCCUGGGCUCUUCCUGCACUGUUUGCGCUGAAGCGGGGAAGUUUUGGCCCCCCGGCGGACGGGUGUGCAGUGCCGGGUGUGGGGGCCGUGGCAGGCGGG
Molecule: messenger RNA, 2112 nt
Organism: Athene cunicularia (burrowing owl)
Lineage: Eukaryota; Metazoa; Chordata; Aves; Strigiformes; Strigidae
Exons: 3
Coding region: 26-784 (252 amino acids)
Source: RefSeq, a predicted model, not a curated record